AUGGUGCUUCCCUCUCUCUUCCGCAAGUCUUCCAAAUCAGCGAAGCCCGACGUCCCGAAACUCCCCCCCGGCAAGCCCUCGACAAAAAGUAAUCCAGGCACCCCUUCCUCGUCGCCUGACAAAAAGUCCCACACCCGCGUCAAAGAGCGUGAGCGCGAACGCCGCUCUAGCUCCUACUCGUCCAAGCGCUCGUCCAAAUACGAGCGCGACUCACACCCGCUCAACCUCCCGCCCGACGAGCUCCGCAGGCUGUCCUCGUCUGCCAUGUCCGCUAUGGCCGACCAGCCUACUCCCCAGCCCAUGGAUAUAGACCGGGAAUCCGCAACCUCGCCGACGCCCUCCAGCCCGGCUGCCGCACAGGCCCCGGCAGCAUUCCCCAAGUCCAACGGCGAAGAAUCACGGCCAGCACCACCUCCACAUAGGUACACGACGAGUCCGCCGCCGGAGUCGGCCAAAUAUGCUGCAACCCCAGAAGAGUCAUCUCCGCCUGCACAGCCGCCCACCAUUGAUGCGGAGGAGUACAAGGCUGCGGGGAACAAAUUCUUCAAGAUCAAGGACUAUCCCGCCGCUAUCAAAGAGUACUCGAAAGCCAUCGAGGCCGACCCUCAGAAUGCCACCUACUACUCGAACCGAGCCGCCGCUUACAUGUCGUCAAACCGUUUCGUCGAAGCUUUGGAAGACUGCAAGAUGGCAGAUGAACUCGAGCCCGGCAACAUGAAGGUCGGACUCCGAUUAGGCAGAGUGUACACCAGUCUGGGGCGACCUGACGAGGCAAUCGCGGCGUUCAACGCUGUUCAUGCUACGCAGAAGGACAUGCAGCCUGCGCUCACCAUGCAGCGGCAUCUGCAGCAAGCCGAGGAGACAUUGAAGAGUGGCGGCGCGGGGUCCAUGAUUAUAUACGCACUCAACGAGGCUGAGCGAGGGCUAGGCUCUGGCGUGGACAGGCCGCGGAAAUGGAACCUCAUGCGAGGAGAAGCACACUUGCGGAUGGGCAACAUCAACGCUCUUGGUGAGGCACAAAACGUGGCUAUGAACCUGCUCAGACGGAACAAUCAGGAUCCGGACGCACUGGUGCUCCGAGGUCGCGCGCUGUACGGCCAGGGCGAGAACGAGAAGGCUCUCCAACACUUUAGGCAGGCGCUGAGUUGUGAUCCUGACUUCAAAGAUGCGCUGAAAUAUCUGCGGAUGGUGCAGAAGCUCGAGCGGACGAAGGAGGAGGGCAACACAGCGUUCAAGUCGGGUCGCAUCCAGGAAGCCGUUGACACCUACACCAAGGCGCUGGAAAUUGAUCCUUCGAACAAGCAGACCAACUCGAAGAUCCUGCAGAACCGAGCGCUCUGCUACUCCAAGCUCAAGAAAUAUACGAACGCUAUCACGGACUGUGACAAGGCUCUCGAGCUCGAUCCCAGCUACACAAAAGCGAAGAAGACCCGAGCAAAGGCAUUGGGAGAGUCGGGUAACUGGGACGAGGCUAUCAAGGAGCUCAAGGCCAUCCACGAGGCCAACCCCUCAGAGCCCGGCAUCGCCAAGGAGAUCAGGAACGCAGAGCUCGAGCUCAAGAAGAGCAAGCGAAAGGAUUACUACAAGAUCCUCGGCGUUGAGAAGGACGCUGGCGAUUCCGAAAUCAAGAAGGCCUACCGCAAGCUCGCCAUCGUGCACCACCCCGACAAGAACCCCGAUGAUGAGACCGCUCACCAGAGGUUCCAAGAGAUCCAGGAAGCUCACGAGACUUUGAGCGACCCGCAGAAGCGUGCUCGCUAUGACUCUGGCGAGGACCUAAUCGACCCCCUCCGAAAUGUUCGGCGGAGGUGGCGGUGGCUUCGGAGGCGGCAUGGGAGGAGGAAUAGACCCAGAGAUCCUCAUGCAAAUGUUCGGAGGCAUGGGCGGCGGCCGUGGCGGGGGUGGGGGUGGCUUCAGCUUCCAGACUGGCGGCGGCGGCAGCCCCCCUUCGGAGGUAUGGGCGGUAUGCCCGGCGGUGGAGGCCGAAGAGGCCAGCAGUUCCAGGGCGGAUUCCCCUUCUGA
Didymosphaeria variabile is the source of this 2022-nucleotide messenger RNA. RefSeq lists its product as uncharacterized. The record is from RefSeq and is a predicted model, not a curated record. The coding region runs from base 1 to 2022 and encodes 673 amino acids. NCBI's taxonomy places the organism in Eukaryota, Fungi, Ascomycota, Dothideomycetes, Pleosporales, Didymosphaeriaceae. Gene Ontology annotation, molecular function: protein binding. The transcript has 2 exons.